AUGGAUAGAAUACUGAAAACCGUAAUCAACAACAAAAUAGAUUCUAUGAUAGAGAAAGUCAGAGAUAAAUUUUGUCAAGAAUUUGGCGAGUGUGCUAAUACAAGAACGUUAAGUGUGGAAUCGACUGUAGAACAACAGAUUGAAUCUUCAAAAAACUUCGAUAAGCAUCUAAACGAAUUGGAAACUUUGAUAAAGCAGUUAAAAGAUGACAUAGAAGUUUUGUCAAAGAAUGCAGAUAAACAAACUACUAAAGAGAUUAUAACCAAAGAAGAGAAAAAUCGGAAAAAUAGAGAAAGUGUUAACGACGAAAGCUAUAGGACGACUGGGUGUCCCAAAAUAACCCUGAUUGACUAUCCAGAUGAAACUUUAGGAACGCUUAAAGCUGAUACAACAGAUUUAAAUGAAAAUCCCAAUAACGCGAUCGAAGAUGGUAAAAUUAAUCAAGAUAAUAAGAGCGAUGCCAGUGAAAUGCGCAAUAAAAAAUUAGGCUCUUUGGUAAAUGAACAAAAUUUUGAAUUAUACGAUAAAUGGGCUGGAAUUUUUAAACAAGCUACUGAUUAA
Molecule: messenger RNA, 561 nt
Organism: Bombyx mandarina (wild silkworm)
Lineage: Eukaryota; Metazoa; Arthropoda; Insecta; Lepidoptera; Bombycidae
Source: RefSeq, a predicted model, not a curated record